Molecule: messenger RNA, 2016 nt
Organism: Aureobasidium subglaciale EXF-2481
Lineage: Eukaryota; Fungi; Ascomycota; Dothideomycetes; Dothideales; Saccotheciaceae
Exons: 4
Coding region: 1-2016 (671 amino acids)
Source: RefSeq, a predicted model, not a curated record
AUGUCUGCAGACUCAUAUCACGACAAGGAUGAUGUCGACAUAAUCGACAUUCGCUCCUCAACACACGACGUCUCACUAAAGAGAGAGCUCGAACAAUGCCUCGCGGCGACGCCAUCUCAGUUUCCAUCACUGCUUCUUUGGGACGAGAAGGGCUUGCAACACUUCGAAGCCAUCACUCACUCGCCAGAGUACUACCUCACAAACUGCGAAAUUGAUCUUUUGGAGAAACAUAGCACUGAGCUCGCUACCCAGAUUAAGCCUGGAUCAGUCAUACUUGAACUUGGGAGUGGUUGCCUCAGGAAGAUCAAAAUCCUACUCGACGCCCUAGAAGCACAAACCAGGCCAAUCGACUACUACGCUCUCGACCUAAGCCAUUCAGAACUUCUGAGGACACUCAAGGAUAUCUCAUCAUCGUCGUUUGAGUACGUGAGGUGUCAUGGACUGCUAGGUACCUACGAUGACGGUCUUGGCUGGUUGAACGUGGUCUCCGAGCGACCGAAGUGUAUAUCCUCACUUGGUUCUACCAUCGGCAGUUAUCCAGUGUCGCAAGCUGCUAAAUUCCUAAAUGGAUUCGUCAAAGCCGUGAAGGACUCGACCGAAACAACCAUGUUCAUUGUUGGAGUCGAUGGCUGCAAAGAUAGCGACAGAGUCUGGCACGCUUACAACGAUCGAAAAGGCUGCAACUAUCGCUUUAUCGCCAAUGUCUUGCACCAUGCGAACAGACUCCUGGGAUAUUACGCAUUCCGCCCCGAAGAUUGGAGGGUCCAAGGAACUUGGGAUGCUGAGCAAGGAUGUCAUAAUCAAUUUCUUGUUCCAGCGCACGAUUUGGAGAUUGAUGGCAUGAAGUUGAAGGGAGGAGAAGGCUUGUAUGUUGUCAGUAGCCACAAGUUCGACAAGGCAGAGCAAGAGAGACUGUGGGAAGAUGCUGGGCUGGAGUUGCAGAGAUGCUGGACAACUGAUCCGCAUCGAUAUUCUCUAAACGCACUAGACGGAAACAACGAUGUGCGUCAUCUGAGAUCCCUGCCCGAGCUAGUGAUUUCUUCCAACAAAGGCUACACCAGCAUGUCUGAACCUCGCGAACGACCCCUCUAUUCACCGACCCUGAGUGUCCCCAAUGAUGCUGUCGACAAAGACAAGAUAUUUGAGAUAUCGCCACCUCCUUAUGCCGAACAAUCCCGCUCGUAUUCUUCCUCGAAAUUGGCCUCGGGCGCGACGAUGUUCCUUUCCCGCAACGUUAUCUGGCGAAUUGCAUUCGACUGGAGAUUGCACCGAUACAUUCCUAAAGCGCAGAGGCCAAAUGACAGGGAUGCGCGUCUGUUCAAGGCGCUCUGCAAAGACCAUGGCAAGCUACUCAGCUCCUGGUCCAAGACAGGACCGAAUUCGAACGAACUUGAGGAUGCGAGGGCUCGAGCGCAGAGUUGGAUUUUCGAUCCCUGCAUCGCAGUUGGUAUACCUCCUGACUUGCUGGAGCUCUUCAUGUUCUCGGUACGCUACGUCACGGCUCGCACCUGGUAUAUAUUUCGGAUCAAGCGCAUCAUGCAUAAUCGCUCCGACCUGCAACUGCUACGCUCGGAUGUCGACUCAAAGAUCCUCGUCGACAUUCUGGCCGGCUCUUCUCAGACUAUCUUCGGUAUCAAACUCAAAGAGAGGUGCGCAGAAGUGCAUGGAUGGGACUUCCACUGGUUGUUGCCACCCAAUCUUAUCGAUACUCAUCAUGUGGUGCAAUGCUCACCGUCCAGUAUAUCCAGCGAGACUGCGAAUUUAGGCGAGUGGUCACAAGCCAAGCUGCUAUUGAACGAGUGUCGACGACCAUGUGUCGAGCUGAUGGACCCUGCUUUAUCGUUCAGAUACAGAGUCGAUCGGGAGUAUUUCCUGCGCGACACCAAGCUCAACCAACAGCCAGGUUUUGCUAUAAUGGAAGAGCUGCCACAUAGAAAUCUCUUGCCCAAUUGGGUCACGCUGGGUAGCUGCACUUGGGCCAACCCAGAUCGUCAUCAUAACCCAAGAUCGACUUGA